AGGAAGGUUCCAGAGAAGAACCCCACCCCCACUCCAACCAGGUCACAAUGGCUGGAGCUCUAAAGGGUCCAGGCCCCCUGAGCCAGGAGGAGAGGAGAAAGUCCAAGGAAAGAUGGCUGGCAGUCACCCCUACUUCAACCUGCCUGACUUUACCCAGCCAUCACCGCCCUCCACUCCGCCCAGUCUCCCCUCGCACCAGCGCUGCCGGCCCUCCGAUGCCACCAAGGGCCUGCUCGUGGCCCUGCUGGGUGGGGGCCUGCCCGCUGGCUUCGUGGGCCCCUUCUCCCGUAUGGCUUACCAGGCUUCUCACUUACCCUCGCUGGAGCUGCUCAUCUGUCGGUGCCUCUUCCACCUUCCCAUUGGCCUGCUACUUAGACUACGUGGUGACCCACUGUUGGGACCUCCUGAUGUUCGGGGCCGGGCCUGCCUCCACGCUCUGCUCAAUGUCCUCAGCAUUGGAUGUGCCUAUAGUGCUGUUCAGGUGGUGCCUGCUGGCAACGCUGCCACGGUCCGAAAAGGUUCUUCUACGGUCUGCUCUGCUCUCCUCGCCCUCUGCCUAGAGAGCCAGGGUCUCAGUGGCUACGACUGGUGUGGCCUAUUGGGCAGCACCCUGGGACUAAUCAUCAUUGUGGGACCUGGACUAGGGACAUUACAGGAGGGGACCACCGGCCUCUAUACCGCCCUGGGCUAUGUGCUAGCUUUCCUGGGAGGUCUGGCACUGUCUCUGGGGCUUCUGGUGUAUCGAUCCCUGGACUUCCCCUCCUGUCUUCCAACAGUGGCCUUCCUAUUUGGCCUGGUGGGGCUGGUGGGCUCUGUGCCAGGGCUCUUUGUGCUGCAGACCCCAGUGCUGCCCUAUGAUCCUCUGAGUUGGAGCUGUGUGGGGGCAGUGGGGAUACUUGCCCUGGUCUCCUUUGUGUGCGUGAGCUACGCAGUCACCAAGGCCCACCCUGCCCUGGUGUGUGCUGUCCUGCACUCUGAGGUUGUGGUGGCCCUGAUGCUGCAGUAUUAUGUGCUCUAUGAAACUGUGGCACCUUCAGACAUCAUGGGGGCAGGGGUCGUGUUGGGCAGCAUUGCCAUCAUCACCGCCCAGAACCUCAGCUGUGAGAGGGAAGGGCAGGUGGAGGAGUGAGAUCAAACUUGAGAGCCUGGGGGUUGGGGGGGGCAGGGGUAAAUAGAAGGUGAGAC
Condylura cristata (star-nosed mole) is the source of this 1185-nucleotide messenger RNA. RefSeq names its product solute carrier family 35, member G6 (gene SLC35G6). The transcript has 2 exons. Lineage: Eukaryota; Metazoa; Chordata; Mammalia; Eulipotyphla; Talpidae. Bases 113 to 1129 code for a protein of 338 amino acids. The record is from RefSeq and is a predicted model, not a curated record.